This is a messenger RNA of Lotus japonicus, 1426 nucleotides long. RefSeq names its product transcription factor bHLH101-like. The transcript has 3 exons. Gene Ontology annotation, molecular function: protein dimerization activity; DNA-binding transcription factor activity, RNA polymerase II-specific; RNA polymerase II transcription regulatory region sequence-specific DNA binding. Gene Ontology annotation, cellular component: RNA polymerase II transcription regulator complex. Bases 171 to 875 code for a protein of 234 amino acids. Lineage: Eukaryota; Viridiplantae; Streptophyta; Magnoliopsida; Fabales; Fabaceae. Gene Ontology annotation, biological process: regulation of transcription by RNA polymerase II. The record is from RefSeq and is a predicted model, not a curated record.
ACGUGCGCUGACCUGAAGGAUGAUACACAAAACGGAACUCAUGUGUCUUGUUCCGUUCCCUUCCCACCUGUCUACCAAACACUACCUUACAUUGUAUACAUUAUAUUAUAUGUAUAUAUAAGCCAUGAUCAUCUCUAUAGUUAUGUAAGCAAUUAAGAACAAAUCCCAUCAUGCUAAGAUUCCCCUCUCCUGUGUUCUCAUACUCAAACAUGGAAUGUCUCUUAGAUGAUGAACCCUUUAAUCAUAACCAGAACAACUUCAAUAAAGAAAGGGUGUCCUCAUCAGAGUACUCAUUUCCAAAUCAACCACAGCCUGCAGUAGUACUGCAAGCUAAGGUGGUGGAAAUGUUAACUGCUCCAUCCCCAGACACCAAGAAACUUAACCACAAUGCUAGUGAACGUGAUCGCCGCAAAAAGAUCAAUAGCUUGAUUGCUUCACUUCGUUCACUGCUUCCUGCAGGGCAAGAUCAAAUGAAAAAAAUGAGCAUUCCGGCCACAAUUUCUGGAGUCAUAAAGUAUUUACCAGAGUUACAACAGCAAGUAAAAGGACUAACUAAGAAAAAAGAGAAGCUUCUAUCAAGAAUUUCUCAGCAAGGAGAUGCAGUAAACGAAGAAUCUCGAAAAAGGAAGAAGUUUAUUAAUCCCCAUCACAACUCUGCAGAUUUUAUAGUUUCAAAUAGCUGGCUCAAUGAUUGUGAGGCUGCAAUUCAUAUUAUUUCCUCUAAUUAUGAGGAGGCUCACAAUCACAAGACUCCACUGCCCGAGAUCAUACUGUGUUUAGAAAAUAAUGGGUAUUUUCUGCUAAAUGCUUCUUCUACUGAAACCUUUGGAGGAAGUCUUCUACAUCUUGCAUUUUCAAGUGGAAAAAACUCAUAGAUUAGAGUCUGAUAUUAUAACUCAGAAGCUUUUGUCAAUAUAUGAGAAGAAGCAAAGAAUGUUCUAGUCAUAUAUUAUAAGUGUUGGCUCAAAUUAUGAAGAACCAAAUGAUCUUCACUACUCUGAUAUUAAGUUUGCGUAACAGUUGUAUAUAUUUGGGAAAGCACGGAUGGCAGGCUUAUAGUGUUUUUUUUUUCUUUGAUCCUAAUGUUUCAAUCCGUUCUCAAAAGUAUAAAUGUUUCUGAAUAAAUUAUUUUCCUGAGGUUCGAACUUCUGUUAUCAUUCUUAUAAUGUUUUAACUUGCUUACACUGGGGGAGCUUUGUAGAAAGCAUAGGAGUAAAUAAACUCUCACUGUAUUGAUAAUGAAAGUAUAGUUAGGUUUAUAUACAAGUUUAGCUGUGUAACAAACUCUAACAGAAUGCUUAGCUGUCCUAACAAACUCUUAACAAACAAACUAACUAUAUACAAAUAUACAAGUUUAAUAAGCUUCACCAAUUUAAUUAGCUUGCAGGGGACAGGAUGAGCACAUGUGAAGAAAAUUAUCAUGGAA